CCGCCACUUCGGCACGGAACUUUUCGCUGCCAAUCCAUCGCUUCCAAUUACCAAGGUCGAGACUGCAGCGCCGCCUGGCCGAGAUCCCAAGUCGAACGACCAGUCUCGGACAAACACCUCAACCCACUCGAUCCCGGCCACAUCCACCCCAAUGGCGUCCCGGAGACUUGCUCUGAACCUGUCGCAGGGCCUUCGCGGCCGGGCUGGCCUCUCGCUGCCUAUGCGACGAGGCUUUGCCUCCCCGGUGCCCUCACCAAGCAGCACCCAGACCACCACGCUGAAAAAUGGCCUCACGGUCGCCACCCAGUACUCCCCAUACGCACAAACGUCGACCGUUGGCGUGUGGAUAGACGCCGGCUCCAGGGCAGAGACCAAGGAGACCAACGGCACCGCACACUUCCUCGAGCACCUGGCCUUCAAGGGCACCACCCGCCGGACACAGCAGCAGCUCGAGCUGGAGAUCGAGAACAUGGGCGCCCACCUCAACGCCUACACCUCGCGCGAGAACACCGUCUACUUCGCCAAGUCGCUGAACGAGGAUGUGCCCAAGUGCGUCGACAUCCUGGCCGACAUCCUGCAGAACUCCAAGCUCGAGGAGUCUGCCAUUGAGCGCGAGCGCGACGUCAUCCUGCGCGAGUCGGAGGAGGUCGAGAAGCAGCUCGAGGAGGUUGUCUUCGACCACCUGCACGCCACUGCCUACCAGCACCAGCCCCUGGGCCGCACCAUCCUAGGCCCCCGCGAGAACAUCCGUGACAUCACCCGCACCGAGCUGGCCAACUACAUCAAGCACAACUACACGGCCGGCCGCAUGGUCCUCGCUGCCGCCGGUGGCGUGCCCCACGAGAAGCUCGUCGAGAUGGCCGAGAAGCACUUUGCCGGCCUGCCCGAUAGCUCCAUCCAGUCGGGCUCCCAGAUCCUGACCAAGGCCAAGCCCGAUUUCAUCGGCUCCGAUGUCCGUGUUCGCGACGACACCAUCCCGACCGCCAACAUCGCCAUUGCAGUUGAGGGCGUGAGCUGGAGCGACGACGACUACUUCACUGCCCUGGUCACCCAGGCCAUUGUCGGCAACUACGACAAGGCCAUGGGCAACGCACCCCACCAGGGCAGCAAGCUUUCUGGCUUUGUGCACUCCAACGACCUGGCAAACUCGUUCAUGAGCUUUUCUACCAGCUAUAGCGAUACUGGCCUUUGGGGUAUCUACCUGGUUACGGACAAACUCACGCAGAUCGACGACCUCGUCCACUUCACCCUGCGCGAGUGGUCUCGUCUAUCGCAGAGCGUCACUGAGGCCGAGGUUGAGCGUGCAAAGGCUCAGCUCAAGGCGUCGAUCCUUCUAUCCCUGGACGGCACCACGGCCGUCGCUGAGGACAUUGGCCGUCAGAUCGUCACCACCGGCCGCCGUACGAGCCCGGCCGAGAUCGAGCGUAUUAUUGACGGCAUCACGGAGAAGGACGUCAUGUCCUUUGCCCAGCGCAAGCUUUGGGACCAGGAUGUUGCCGUCAGUGCCGUUGGCAGCGUCGAGGGCCUCUUUGACUACGCAAGGAUUCGCGCCGACAUGAGCCGCAACUUUUAGUUUUGUUUGACUGUCACGGGCUCGGCUGCCCAACAAGUCGCCGGAAACGGUGCGUUGCGAGGGAUGUGGCCGGGGUCGACUGGGAUGGAUCACUGUACUAAUAUUUGUGAGUCUCGACGCCGGCGCUGGGUGACUUUGACGGCGGAGGUGUGGCUGUUUAGAUAUAGAGCAAUCAAAUGGCCCUGUCUCGGCCAAGCUUCUGCUUUCUCACGCCACGAAGCCGCCACCGUCUUCCUCAA
Gaeumannomyces tritici R3-111a-1 is the source of this 1812-nucleotide messenger RNA. Its product is annotated as mitochondrial-processing peptidase subunit beta. Gene Ontology annotation, cellular component: mitochondrion. The coding region runs from base 152 to 1573 and encodes 473 amino acids. The record is from RefSeq and is a predicted model, not a curated record. Gene Ontology annotation, molecular function: metal ion binding; metalloendopeptidase activity. Lineage: Eukaryota; Fungi; Ascomycota; Sordariomycetes; Magnaporthales; Magnaporthaceae. The transcript is spliced from 5 exons.